CCGGCUCGGCUGUGACUCCGCCGCACGCUGCAGCCGCGGCUGGAAGAUGGCGGGGAACGACUGCGGCGCGCUGCUGGACGAAGAGCUCUCCUCCUUCUUCCUCAACUAUCUAGCCGACACUCAGGUUGGAGGGUCUGAGGAGGAGCAACUCUGUGCUGACUUUCCCGAGCUCGACCUCUCCCAGCUGGAUACCAGUGACUUUGACUCGGCCACCUGCUUCGAGGAGCUGCAGUGGUGCCCGGAGAACGCUGAGAGUGAGCCUAGUCAGUACAGCCCCAACGCCUCUGAGCUCUUCCAGAUCAUCGACAGUGAGAAUGAGGCCCUCCUGGCAGCGCUCACCAAGACCCUGGACGACAUCCCUGAAGAUGACAUGGGUCUGGCCACCUUCCCGGCCCUGGAUGGUGGAGAUGCACCCUCCUGCACCUCAGCCUCACCUGCCCCCUUGUCUGCACCCCCCAGCCCUUCCCUGGAGAGUUCACCAGCUCCAGACCCCAAGGUGGAUGAGCUUUCUCUGCUUCAGAAGCUGCUCCUUGCCACAUCCUCCCUGACGCCAAGCUCUGACACCCAGAAGGAAGGGACCGCCUGGCGCCAGGCAGGCCCCAGAUCCAAAGGCCAGCAGACUUGUAUCAAGGUGGACAGCACCCAGGACAAGAAGGCGCCCACGAUGCAGUUCCAGAGCCGGAGCUGUACAGAACUGCAUAAGCACCUCGUCUCGGUGCCAUCCUGCCCCCAGGCUAAAGCCCACUCCCCUGUUCGGGGCCUGCAGCCACCACCCCCCUUGAGUUCCCGGCUUUCUGCCGAGGAGGAGGAGCUGGGGGAGGACUGCCCAAGCCCCCGGCCAGCUCCGACCUCUUCCCGGACCUCUCCAGUGCCAGGCAGGGCAGGCCCCGAUGCCCCAGUUUCCCAGGAGGACAUGCAGGCAGUGGUGCAGCUCAUCCGCUACAUGCACACCUACUGCCUUCCCCAGAGGAAGCUGCCCCCAGAGCCAGCUCCCCAGCCCAGCAGCAGCCCCUCCAAGCAGACCAGACCCCUGCCCCACACCCGGCACUCCUCCAAAGCUUCCUGGGCUGAGUUCUCCAUCCUGAGGGAACUUUUGGCUCAAGACGUCGUCUGCGAUGUCAGCAAACCCUACCGCCUGGCCACGCCUGUCUAUGCCUCCCUCACGCCCCGGCCGAGGCCCAGGCCCCCCAAGGACAGCCAGGCCUCACCUGCUCACCCAUCCCCGGUGGAGGAGGUGAGGAUCGCAGCUUCACCCAAAAGCACCGAUCCCAGACCGAGCCUGCGUCCACUGCGGCUGGAAGUGAGAGGGGAAGUGAACCAGCCUGCCAGGCUGCAGCAGGAGGAGGAGGAAGACGAGGAGGAAGAAGACGGUGAGGAGGAAGAGGAAGAUGAGGAAGAAGAGGAGGAGGAGGAAGAAAAGGAGGAGGAGGAGUGGGGCCGGAAAAGGCCGGCCCGAGGCCUGCCAUGGACCAAGCUGGGGAGGCAACUGGAGAGCUCCGUGUGCCCCGUGCGGCGCUCCAGGAGGCUCAACCCCGAGCUGGGCCCCUGGCUGACGUUCACCGACGAGUCGCUGGUCCCCAGGCAGCCGCGGGGGGCUCUGCCCUCACUGUGCCUGGCUCCCAAGGCCUACGACACAGAGGGGCAGCCAAGCACCCCCACGGGGGAGGACCGUGGCCGAGACCAGCAGCUCUUCCGGGGACCCCAGAUCCCAGCUCUGGAGAGUCCCUGUGAGAGUGGGUGUGGGGACACAGACGAGGACCCCAGCUGCCCGCGGCUCCCUUCUCAAGAUUCUCCCAGAUGCCUCAUGCUGGCCUUUUCACAGAGUGACCCUCCUUUUGGCAAGAAGAGCUUUGAGCAGAACUUGACGGUGGAGCUCUGUGGCACGGCAGGACUCACCCCGCCAACCACGCCUCCAUACAAGCCCACCGAGGAGGACCCCUUCAAGCCAGACACCAAGCACGGCCUCGGCAAGGACAUAGCUCCUGGCCUCCGCUCCCCUGAGGGCCUCCAGCUUGGGGCGGCCACAGGGGCUGCCCAUAGGCUGCCGAAGAAGCAGCCAGAGCGUAGCGAGCUCCUGUCCCACCUGCGGCAUGCCACAGCCCAGCCGGCCUCCCAGGCUGGCCAGAAGCGCCCCUUCUCCUGUUCCUUUGGAGACCACGACUACUGCCAGGUGUUCAAGCCCGAGGGCGCCCUGCAGAGGAAGGUGCUGAGGUCCUGGGAGCCGUCUGGGGUCAAUGUGGAGGACUGGCCCCAGCCAGGAGCCCCACAGGCUGAGCUGCAGGCCUCAGGCAGAGAGGAAGACAGAAGCUGCAGUGGCAGCGCCCCCACCAAAGGCAGUGUGCUGCUGAGAGACCAUGAGAUCCGCGCCAGCCUCACCAAGCACUUUGGGCUCCUGGAGAGCGCCCUGGAGGACGAAGACCUGGCCUCCUGCAAGAGCCCUGAGUAUGACACCGUCUUUGAGGAUGGCAGCAGCAGCAGCGGUGAGAGCAGCUUCCUCCUGGAGGAGGAGGAGGAGGAGGAGGGAGAGGAUGAUGAAGAAGAGGACUCAGGGGUCAGCCCCCCUCGCUCUGACCACUGCCCCUACCAGAGCCCCCCAAGCAAGGCCAAUCGGCAGUUCUGUUCCCGCAGCCGCUCCAGCUCUGGCUCCUCGUCCUGCCACUCCCAGUCGCCGGCCGCCCGAAGGACCUUCAGAUGUGAGAACAGAGGGUCGUGUUCAGAGGGAACACCAAGCAUCCGGCACGCCAGGAAGCGGCGGGAAAAGGCCAUUGGCGAAGGCCGCAUGGUGUACAUUCGAAAUCUCUCCAGCAACAUGAGCUCCCGUGAGCUGAAAAGGCGCUUUGAAGUGUUUGGCGAGAUUGUAGAGUGCCAGGUGCUGACGAGAAGCAAGAGGGGUGAGAAGUACGGCGUUAUCACCUACCGGUGUUCCGAGCAUGCUGCCCUCUCGCUGAGGAAGGGCGCUGCCCUGCGGAAGCGUGACGAGCCGUCCUUCCAGCUGAGCUUCGGUGGGCUCCGGCCCUUCUGCUGGCCCAGAUACACUGACUAUGAUUCCAAUUCAGAAGAGGCCCUUCCCACGUCAGUGAAAAACAAGUACGAAGCCAUGGAUUUUGACAGCUUACUGAAGGAGGCCCAGCAGAGCCUACACUGAAAACAGCCUUAACCUCCGAGGAAUACCUCAAUACCUCAGACAAGGCCCUCCCAAUAUGUUUACGUUUUCAAAGAAAUUAAGUGUAUGAGGAGAGAGAGCAAGCGCGAGAGAGAACACACGUGAGAGAGAGACUUGAAACUGCUGUCCCUUUAAAAAAAAAAUCAAUGUUUACAUUGAACAAAGCUGCUUCUGUCUGUGAGUUUCCAUGAUGUUGACGUUCCACUGCCACGUUAGUGUCCUCGCUUCUGAUGGGUUGUCCUGGGUGCCCCUCUACGUGCUGGGUCCGUCACCCAUUUCUCCUUCCUCCCCAACUGACUGCCCCUCGUAGACUUGCAGCCGUGUUCACCAUAACAUUUUGUCUGUAGUGUGUGAUGAUGAAAUUGUUACUUGUGAAUAGAAUCAGGAUUGUAAACUCAUUUUUAAUUGAAGAAAAAAAAGUAUAUCCUUAAAAUAAUGUAUUUAUGGCUCAGAUGUACUGUGCCUGGGAUUAUUGUAUCGCUUCCUUGUUUUUUUUUAACUAUGCACUGUCAUGAGGUGUUUGCCACUCAGCUGCUCUGCUCCCCUUGCCAGGUUGCCCCAGAAGUGUGGGGGGACCGGUAGGGCAAACGUGGCCUGUUGCCAGUUAGGAGCGGUGGAAAGAGGUUUCUAGGCCUCUCCCACCAAACCAUGCCAAGCCCUGCCCUGUCUCUAUUGAGCAAGUUUGGAUCAAAUUGUCAUCAGAGUGCCCAUCUCGUGCCCAGCUCACACAGUGUGUUCUGGCCCAUCAGGCUACCAUCCUCACACACCUUGUAAGGAAGGCAGGGUGAGCUGCCUUCUUCCCUCAUUACAGGUGAGGAAGGCAAUGUAUUGAGGGGUGAUGUGACUUGCCCGAGGGUCCCACAGCCCAUGAGGAGCAGAGCACUAACCCACAUGGUCACAUGCUCCUGCAGUAGCUGGGGUUAAAGGGGCGAGGUUUCGAGGAAUGGUAGGAGUGAGUUCAGCUGCAUUUGCAAUGGGCUAGAAGCAUAAGCGUUCAUUUUAGGGGUUGAAGUCACCAGCGUACUCCCCAGCUGACAUACACCAACGUUAGGAGAAUUCAAACUGGCACUUGUCCAGAACGUGCCAUCAGCUUGGAUCCCGAGCAGUCCUGGGGUCGGCUUCCACCCGUGGGCACUCCUUCAGAGCCUCCGUGAGACACCUGGCUGUGGAGCAGACAGGCGGUCUGGGACAAUCAUCCAUUUUUUGGUCGGUUGACAACCCAUCCAACUCCCUUGAGCUAAUCUCUUGUCUUCUCCUU
Choloepus didactylus (southern two-toed sloth) is the source of this 4421-nucleotide messenger RNA. RefSeq names its product PPARG coactivator 1 beta (gene PPARGC1B). The coding region runs from base 47 to 3145 and encodes 1032 amino acids. Gene Ontology annotation, biological process: positive regulation of transcription by RNA polymerase II. Lineage: Eukaryota; Metazoa; Chordata; Mammalia; Pilosa; Megalonychidae. The record is from RefSeq and is a predicted model, not a curated record. The transcript is spliced from 12 exons. Gene Ontology annotation, cellular component: nucleus. Gene Ontology annotation, molecular function: RNA binding; transcription factor binding.